Molecule: messenger RNA, 777 nt
Organism: Podospora anserina S mat+
Lineage: Eukaryota; Fungi; Ascomycota; Sordariomycetes; Sordariales; Podosporaceae
Exons: 3
Coding region: 1-777 (258 amino acids)
Molecular function (GO): monooxygenase activity; iron ion binding; heme binding
Source: RefSeq, a predicted model, not a curated record
AUGGAUCAUGGAAUCCCUCCCUCAGGGGAGAGUUCUCACUCCGCAGCGGCUUGUCCACGAGACUAUGGCAAUCUGGUUCGGCUUCAUUCAUGCAGUUGCCGGAGUAGGUUCUCUUCCUUUGACCUCACACGCCGCAGUAUCUUAACUGAUGUCCAUGACCAGGCCAUCACAAUCGCCCUCCAAGAUCUCUGCCUCCAUCCGGAAUAUCUAGAGCCUCUCCGCCAGGGCAUUGACAACCACUACCUCAACUUUGAGCACACUGCCCAAGGACUCCCACUGCUAGACAGCUUUAUAAAGGAAUCAGCCCGUCUGACCCCCACUGAAGCCUCAAGCACCCGCCGCUACGCCGUCGAAUCUCACACCUUCUCAGACGGCACCCAUCUCAACCGCGGCGACUGGGCUUGCACACCCCUGAUCGCUAUCAACAAGAUCCCAGAGUACUACCCAAACCCAGAGCAAUUCGGCGGUUUCAGAUUUGCUCCUCCAGAGGUGUUGGAGUCCCUUUCGAAGAUGGACCAAGAAGGACUGGCAAAACAGGAUACUCCGUCGAAGCUGGUGGAUACAGACCACAAGUGGCUUAUGUUUGGGACCGGGAAGGAGGCUUGCCCAGGAAGAUUCUAUGCUGCCGCUGCUGCGAAGGUUAUCAUGUCGCAGAUGAUCAGCAAGUAUGACAUGCGAAUGGUGGACAAGACUGCAAAGAGAUGGUGGAGUUUGAGGUCGACGAUUGUUUCGAGGGAGGAUCUUAUGGUGGCGUCUACAUGCCGUGCUAAGAAUUAG